Molecule: messenger RNA, 1983 nt
Organism: Sciurus carolinensis (gray squirrel)
Lineage: Eukaryota; Metazoa; Chordata; Mammalia; Rodentia; Sciuridae
Product: polyunsaturated fatty acid (12S)/(13S)-lipoxygenase, epidermal-type-like
Biological process (GO): linoleic acid metabolic process; lipid oxidation
Cellular component (GO): plasma membrane; cytosol
Molecular function (GO): protein binding; iron ion binding; arachidonate 12(S)-lipoxygenase activity
Source: RefSeq, a predicted model, not a curated record
AUGGGCAAGUACAUGAUCCGCGUCGCCACCAGGGACUCGCUCUUGACGGGCUCCACCAACCUGGUGCAGCUGUGGCUAGUGGGCGAGCAUCGGGAGGCGGACCUUGGGAAGCUGCUGCGGCCAUUGCCGGGAAGGAAAACCGACUGGGAGAUCGACGUUCUCUUACACCUGGGGCGCCUCCUGCUGGUGAAGCUGCGCAAGCACAAAGGCCUGUUGAAUUCUGACUAGUUCUGCAAGUGGAUCACGGUGCAGGACCCUGGGACCCAAGGUGAGGUCUGUUUCCCUUGCUGCAGCUGGAUCCAGGACGAUGGGAUUCACUGUCUACCCGACACAGCCUGGUCCGUGAGUGAUGACCCCCAGAAUCUGUUUAAGAAAUAUCGGGAACAGGAACUGGAGGACAGAAGGAAGGUUUACCUGUGGGGCUCCUGGAAGGAUGGAUUAAUCCUGCCAGUAGCAGGAAAGAUGCAGUGGGACCUUCCCAGAAAUGAGCGAUUCCUAGAGGAUAAGGAUUUGGAUUUCACCCUCUCUCUGACAAAAGAGUUGAAGGACUUGGCCAGUAAGGGGAUAUUGGAUCUUGCAAAUUGUGUCCAAAGACUGGAAGAUUAAAAAAUAUUCCCACAUGGAAAGACUGCCCUGGCUGUUCGGGUCUGUGAUUCCUGGAAGGAUGAGGACCUCUUUGGGUACCAGUUCCUCAAUGGCACAAACCCCAUGCUUCUGAGGCAUUCUACAAGCCUCCCACCCCGGCUGGUGCUGCCUCCAGGGAUGGAAGAUUUGCAAACCCAACUGGACAAGGAGCAUCAGACUGGAUCUCUGUUUGAAGUUGAUUAUUCCCUGCUGGAUGGGGUCAAGCCAAAUGUCAUUAUUUUUAAGCAACAAUAUGUGGCAGCCCCUUCAGUUAUGCUGAAGCUCCAGCCUGAUGGAAGACUCUUACCGGUGGUUAUCCAGCUCCAGCCACCUCGACAUGGAUGCCCUCCACCUCUGCUCUUCCUGCCCUCAGAUCCUCCUAGGGCCUGGCUCCUAGCCAAGACAUGGGUCCAUAGCUCUGAUUUCCAGUUAUAGUCACACCUGCUAAGGGGACAUCUGAUGGCUGAGAUUAUUUCUGUGGCCACAAAGAGGAGCUUGCCCAGUCUGCAUCCUAUCUACAAGCUCCUGAUUCCCCACUUUCACUAUACCAUGGAGAUCAACAUCCUGGCUCGAAAUAAUCUUGUCUCUGAAUAUGGAAUUUUUGAUCUGGUGCUGAGUACAGGUAGUGGAGGCCAUGUGGACAUUCUCUGGAGAGCCAUAGCUUGUUUGACUUACCGUUCCUUCUGCCCUCCUCAUGACCUGGCUGACCGUGGGCUGCUGGGUGUGAAAUCAUCUCUCUAUGGCCAAGAUGCCCUCAGGCUGUGGGAUAUCAUCAGUAGGUAUGUGCAAGGGAUGGUGAGACUCUUCUACAAGAGUGAUGAAGCUGUGAAGCAUGAUUCAGAGCUGCAGGCCUGGUGCAGAGAGAUCACUGAAACUGGACUCCAGGGGGCCCAGGAUUGGGGGUUUCCCCUCUCCUUGGAUUUCCAGGCUCAACUCUGCCAGAUUGUUACUAUGUGUAUCUUCACAUGCACUGGUCAGCAUGCUUCUGCCCACCUUGGGCAGUUAACCUGUCUAGACUGGUACUCCUGGAUCCCUAAUGGCCCAUGUACCAUGCGGAAACCUCCAUCCAUCUCCAAGGAUGUGACAGAGAUGGAUAUAGUGGACUCACUCCCUGAUCUCCAUCAGGCCCAUAUGCAGAAGACUUUCAUCAAGUUCCUUGGCAGACGUCAGCCUGUCAUGGUGGCCCUGGGGCAGCAUAGGGAGAAAUAUUUCUCAGGCCCUGGACCUCAGGCUGUGCUGAAGCAAUUCCAGGAGGAGCUGGCUGUCAUGGACAGGGAAAUUAAGGUCCGGAAUGCAGGCCUGGACCUUCCCUAUGAAUACCUUCAACCCAGCAUGGUGGAAAACAGUGUGACCAUCUGA